Molecule: messenger RNA, 2050 nt
Organism: Vigna unguiculata (cowpea)
Lineage: Eukaryota; Viridiplantae; Streptophyta; Magnoliopsida; Fabales; Fabaceae
Biological process (GO): cortical microtubule organization
Cellular component (GO): cortical microtubule
Source: RefSeq, a predicted model, not a curated record
CCAAUGGACAACAGAAGCCAACUAAACUUGAGGGAGAAGCACUGAAUGAAGUGUGAUGAAACAAAGUUAAGAAACUCAAUCACAAAGUUCUUCCUUCACUCUCUGUUUGUGUUUGAGUUUUUGUGUGUUGACGUACAAACAAGUGAAUGCUUUUGCUUGCCAUCUACAACACUGCAAUGCACUCUCUCAAUCAAUUCCAACCAGCACCACUCAUCAUAUUCUCAUACCAUAUUAUUAUAUCAACACAUCUGAGUUUGGUUUUGAGGGAUGAAUGAAAUGCAAACUUGAACUGUUUUGUUGGAAUCAUGAACAACACCAAGAAUGUGAAUCACCAUCAUCACAGAAGAGGUCACAGCUUCAAUGGUUUUCCCAACAUUCAUCCCUUCUCCAACACAAAUUCUUCCCAAGGGAAACCGGGGAAAAUUUCAUUUGAAUCAGCAAAACUGGCCACAAGUGAGAUUGAUGAUCUAUUGUCAUCCACAGAAGGAGGAAAGCAUGACUAUGAUUGGCUCCUUACUCCCCCGGAGACACCUCAUUUACCAUCAUCAGAAGGUUUACACCAACCAACUUUGGUGCCUCCAAGAAGCAGUUUGGGUAGACCAAUGUCAAACACUCAUACCUCAAGGCUUUCAGUCUCACAAAAACCAGAGAACACUCACUCUCACUCAAAACCAGCAAGAACUGGUUCAGUGACUCGCAGUCCAAGCAGAUCCUCCUCCAUCCUUAACACAAGACCAUCUUCUCCCAUAACUCGUUCUCCAUCUGCAGCAAGACCUUCCACUCCAACCUCACGCCAAACUGCAACACCAAGAACACUUUUACCACGCUCACUUCCCAGUUCUACAAACUCAUCACCAUCAAAUGACACCAACAAAACCAGAACAUCACAAGGUUCAAGGCCAUCCACUCCAAGGUCGUCAUCAUCAUCAUCCAUUACUGCAAACUUCCAUUCACCAUCUGCCAUUUCAAGGUCUCCUUCACGGCCCUCCACUCCCUCUCGCCGCCAUUCUCUGCCAUCUCAAUUACCUUCAGCCACACGUGUUGCACGCAAGCCAAUAGUUCCACCUGAUUUUCCUCUUGAAACACCACCAAACCUCAGAACAACACUUCCUUCUGAUAGACCUGUUUCUGCAGGAAGGUCUCGUCCUGGUUCUGCUGUUACUCUGAAACCAAACUCUGAAAUGCAAACCCCAGUUGUUACCACCAUGUCAAGGAGACAGCCAUCUCCUAUUUCCAACAGGGGGAGGCUCUCUGAGUACUCAUCGAAAAGCCGCGGCCAUGCAAAUUCUGGUGAUGCCUCUGAGGUUCCUGCAAGGAAAUCUGCCACAGACAACAAUGGCUUGGGAAGAACCAUCUCAAAGAAAUCACUGGAUAUGGCUAUCAGACACAUGGAUGUUGUGAGGAACGGGAACGGUUCAGGAACUCUUCGUUCACUUUCAAGUGCAUCACUCUACCCUCAGAGCAUUCGAACUUCUUCAACUCCCAACAAGACACACCACACUCGAGGUUUGAGUGUUCCAUCUUCAAUGAACAUUAAUGGAAGCCUCCAAAGCAGAAACCAUGGAAACAACACUAACAGAAAAAAUGGCAGAGAGAAAGGUGAAAGGCAAAAUCACAAACUGGCUGAUCUGUACGAGAGUUAUCCUUAUGAUUCACUGUUGCUUAAAGAAGAUUUGAACAACACAAAUUGGCUGCAUAGUGUUGAUGAAAAAUGUGAUAUCUUUGGGAAUGGAUUUGAGUCUCUGCCAGAACCCUUUGGACUCUGCUAGCAUUGUUUCUUCUUCUCACAGAAAUUUGUAAUAUGCUAUUUACUUCUUCAUUAUCGUGUCUCAGCGCUGGGGAAGUGAAGAACAUGGUGUAUAUGAAAUGCAUGGAUUAACUUCGAUCUUACGAUACAAGUGAAUACCAUGCAAAACAUUAUCAAUAUUCACGUUCGUUAUGCAUAGUCAAAUUGUGAAAUAAAAGAAACAUAAAACUUUUAGAUUAAAAUAUAUUUUACAGUGUAUAUAUAAUACAGUAAUUUAUUUGAUUAGUUAUGAUCUUGAAUGAA